This is a messenger RNA of Ctenopharyngodon idella (grass carp), 9442 nucleotides long. Its product is annotated as NACHT, LRR and PYD domains-containing protein 12-like. The transcript is spliced from 8 exons. Gene Ontology annotation, molecular function: protein binding. NCBI's taxonomy places the organism in Eukaryota, Metazoa, Chordata, Actinopteri, Cypriniformes, Xenocyprididae. Bases 6041 to 9154 code for a protein of 1037 amino acids. The record is from RefSeq and is a predicted model, not a curated record.
UCACUUUUGUGAGAUACUGUAUCAUAAGCUUUUUCUACAUCAAAAAAGACUCCCACAAGCACUUCUUUAUUAACUUGAGCUUUUCGAAUUUCAGCUUCCAAACACAAUAUUGAAUCCAUCGUAUUUCUCCCUUUUCUAAAUCCACUUUGACAUGCUGAAAAAAUGUUUCUACUUUCAAUCACAUAAGUCAACCUAUUCAUAACCAUCCGUUCCAUAAUUUUGCAUAAAUUUGAUGUCAAUGCAAUAGGUCUAUAAUUAAUUGGCUGAGAGUGGUCUUUUCCAGGUUUAGCUGUUGGCACUAUGACCCCAUGCUUCCAAUCUGCUGGCAAAUUCCCUGUUUUUAUUUUUGUUAAAAAGACUUAAAAUCAUACUUAAGGAUAAAUCUGAUAAGUGCUUUAUCAUCUCAUAGCAUAUGUCAUCCUUGCCUGGAGAAGUAUGGUUGACCCCCACAAGCACUCUCUUUAACUCAUACAAAGUAAACUCUGCAUCUAACAUACUUCCUGAUGGAUUCUUCUUUACAUAUAUGUGAGCAUUCUCCCUAAUUUUCUGUUCCCUAUAUUUCCUCAUAUUCUCUGAAAUAUUUUCAUUACUGUGCACCUUUACGAAAGUUUCCACUAACAUCUCUGCUUUAUCACUAUCUUUUAUUGCUAUUUUUCCAUUAUUUACUAAAACUGGAAUAUUGUUAUUUCUCUGAAUCCCUCCCAUCUUUCUAAUCAUAUUCCAAACUUCAUUAAAUUCAAUUUCUUCCCCAAUUAUAUUACAAAAUUCUUAUAUUCAAAACUCUCUAUAUUACAAAAUUAUAUUACAAAAUUUCUUUCCGCUUUUCUUACUUCUCUCUUCACUAUUGCCUGUGCUCUCUUAAAGUUAAUGUACUCACUAAACAAUACAGAUUUUCUGGCUUUCUUCAUCGCUUUAUUUCUUUCCCUAACUGCCUUACUACACUCUUUAUUCCACCACGGUACUGCUUUUUUUCUAUUUAUAGUUUUCUUUUUUCCUAUUAUUUCCUCUGCCGUAUUUCUUAACACUUCACUUAUUUUCUUACUUAACUAUUCAAUGCCUUCAAUAUCAUUUACCAUAUCACACAUAUUGUUAUGGCACAAUUCUUUAAAAAGCUCCCAGUUGGCUGCAUUAAAUUUCCAUCUUGGAAUUCUCUCCACCAAGGUUUGGAUAAUGUCCACACCAAUUUUACACCAUAUAGGAUAGUGAUCACUUCCCAUUGUACUUUGCUUACUUACAUUCCAUUCACAUUUUCUAGCUAGAUUUUCUGACACUAGAGUAAUAUCUAAAGCUGAUUUACGCCCAUGGGUUACAUCUAUUCUUGUAAAACAUCCAUUGUUAAUACAUACUAACCUUCCCCAAUCUAACAUUUCUUCCACAAUCAGCCCAUUAUAAUCUGUUUUAAUACUCUCCCAUAGUGUAUUAUGGGCAUUAAAAUCACCACACCAUAUUACUUUCUGAUUUAUGUUACCUCUUAUAUUUUCCAAUACUUCCUUACUUAACUUUUCACAUGGAUUCUAAAAAUUAAUUACUUUAAUACUAUGGCUCCCUUCCCAGACUUCCAUCACUACCAACAUUUUAUAAAUGUAGCUAUCCCACUUCCAUUACCUUGUUUCCUGUCUUUCCGAAUUACCACAUAUCCUUGUAAAACAAAAUUCAACUGAGGUUUGAGCCAUGUUUCUUGAACACAUAUUAUAUCAGGUUUAUUUUCUAAAUCAGAAAUGAACUUUUUAAACUAUUGCCUACUAGCUAUUAAGCUUCUCGCAUUCCACUGAAAUAUUAACAGCACCAUUAUGUACCACCACAUCCCGGUUGAGUGUAUGUUGUUUGCAUCUUUAAUUUUGUCGAAAUACCUUAGAUCUCUAGAUACUUUUCCGCUGCUUUGAUUAUAAUUCUGAUUCUUUCUGUCCGGCUUUCAGUUUGCACUGAACAGUUCACUACUUCAGCCAUAAAAGUGACAAAUGCAACAUUGUUCUUAAUCCCAAAUUUCUCUUUGUGUUUUCCUUUGCCAUUUCCGUCUUGUGUUGAAUGAUUUCUUUACUUUUGUUUCCUGAUUCCAAAUUCUUUUCUACUUUUUUUAGAGCCUCAGAGUAUGACAAUACUUCUUGUAUUCUGACAUUUUGAACUUGAGCCACAUGUUUCCUCACCUUGCACCCUCCAUAUCCCGCACUGUGUUCCCCUCCACAAUUACAACACUUGAGUUUAACUUCUUGCCCGCAUUUUCCAUACUCAUGUUCUCCACUGCAUCUCGCUCACCUUUGUUUGCCUCUGCAUACAGCCGCUACAUACCCGAACUUUUGGCAUUUAUAACAUCUUAGAGGUGGGGGUACAUAGAGCCUUACCAAAAAGCUCAUAAAUCCCAAAAAAUACUUUAUUGGCAGGUUUUCCUCAUCAAAAUGAAUCAUCACAGAGAGGCUGUCUCCCCUUUCAUUAUUCCUAUUGCAUUUUAGUCUUUUCACAUCAAUCACUGCAGCUCCCAUAAGACCUCUCUUAAUCUUUUCAACUGUUACCUCUGUGGGGAUCCCUGUUAUUACUCCUUUAACCCAUUUCUUUUCUUCUUGAACUGAACAAAUCACAUUUUGUCCCAUAAUCAACUUAACUCCUAGAGCCUUUUUUUGUUGCCUACUAUCCUUACAAUAUAUUAGUGAUCUACCAUCUCUCAACUUUUUAACACUUUCAACCAGUCCUAUCACUUCCUUCAUUGUUUUAGAUAACUUCAGCGGAUUAAUGAUACUGAGAUCCGUUUUCAAGUUUCAUCACUACCUUAUACUCUUCUUUCCUUCUUCUUGUCAGAUGAGUUCCAUUUUCAUUAUCAGUUUCAGAUGCGUUACUUUUCUUUCUUUUUUUCUUUCUUUUACUCCAUUCAUUAUUUCAAUUCCCGCCUUCAUCUGUGUCAAACGUUUCAUCCUCCAUUUCCAGAUUGCUUCCGGAAUCUACUCCACUUCAUACCAUGCACUCUCGCCACACAGAAAGAUCAGCUGUUGCCAAACCGCCCGACCGUCACUGACGCAAACUCUUCCACUUCCGGCCGAUUGCAAAGAUUAAGUAAAACGUGUUCUUUUAACAGAAAAGCUCUGAUAGGGGGUUUAAAUUCUGGAAAUCUGGCAACCGUAAGCAUGGACGCUCAUAAAAACAGUCUGUAAUGUUUUGUCUCCUUUAUUCGACAAAAACAAGAAGUGAUUUCAAAAGAGUGAUUUUGGUAAAGUUUUAGUCUUUUAGCCACAUUUCAGUCUCGUCUUUUUUCAUCAAAGAUAUUGUAUGUGUUGUUUUAGUCACGUUAUGGUUAAAUGACAUUGGUGUCGUCUAGUCUUAGUCACGGAAAAAAAGGUCGUCAACGCACAUUUUUCGUCAUAGUUUUCGUUAAUGAAAUUAACACUGCCUCGUAUUCACAUAAACACAUCUGUUAUAUCCUAUAAGUAGUGCUGUCAACAUUAAUGCAUGCGAUUGAUUUUAUCUGUUUAACGCGUUAAAAAUAUUUAAUGCAGCAUCCGUUUUUUUCUGUCAUCCUUUGGCUAGCAUUACAAUAUAUGAUCACGCUCUUCUUCAUGCUAAGAAAAAAAAAAACCAUUCAAGUGUGUCAAGACAAACGAGAACGCGCUGUCUGUGAAUGUUCUGACAGACACACGAUGCACAGAAAGACGCGCCACAGAAUCUAGUUCUCUUUUGCACUCAAAUGAAUAACACGCAAAAUUAUGCCAAAAUGUCCGUUUUGUCUAGUAUCCUCAUAAGAGCAGUUAAAUAAGUAUUAAACAAGCGUAAAAAGUUGUGAGAAAAUGGGACGCGUGCCAAAUACAUGUCAUGUGCAGCAGCAGCAGAUCUUAAAGUGAUAGCAGCCACUAAUUCUGUCUGUCUUUAAUGUUAAUCAAAGAACAAAGGUAACAGAGAAAAUUACUCACUGCUCUUGACUAAAGAGCUUUAAUAAGAAUUAAUAUAUAUUUAAUUUAUAAUUUAUCUAUUGCAGACUGUUUGAUAACUUUAUUCAAUUUUUGUAUAUUUCAUGCCACAGGUAGGUCUAAAUAUGACAUUUAUUAUGGGUUUAUGUGAGGAUUGUUUUAAGUUAAUUUAAAUUAAAAGUUGUUUUAUUUCUUUGGAGCCUAGAAAAUGUUAAAAUUUAUAGCUUUCAAUUACACUGUAAUGUUUAAAAAAAAAAAAAUCAGUGUCAUUGAGACAUCAGUAGCAGUGUUAGUAUCAGUGAUACUGGCUUUCAUUCAUAAAAAGAUGCCAUUAAACAAGUAUUUAAAAUAUACUGUCUUUAUGUUGUUUCUACAUUAUUUAGAAGAAAUUACUGAUUUCCUAGACUUUCAAUGGAUGGACAAAAAAGUUAGAUAAUAUUAGAAAUAUCUAUAUGACAGUAGGCCUAUAUACAGCGGUUCUUCCUUGUAGUAUUGAAAGGUAUUGUAUCAAAGUAGUAUCGUGACAACAAUUCCCCCCUAAAAAAGUCCCUGCUUGUGAGGUAGUACUUUUUCAAAGUUCAGGAACUUUCGGGGGUGGGACUUGGGCACUGAACAUGCUGAUUGGUUGAGUUCACGCAGCAUUUUGAUUGGUUGACUCCACGCAGCAUUUUUAAAAGUCUGUUUAUGUGCAGUAAGAGUUGUUUGCUAUACGUAUCAAAAAUGAACUGACAAAUACCACACAGUAUUGACCAGCUCCUGUGCCGGCAUCAUACGCAUGUAUUGUGCUGCUCACGCGAACAGCAUCAGCCAAUACUGAGUCAGCAUUCUGAUGUAGAACCUGGAAGUGACACAGCGAAUGACAGGGGAAAAGAUGAAUUUAUUGAAUAAAGUUGUUUUGAUUUUGCACACAAAAAGUAUUCUUGUCACUUCAUAACAUUAAGGUUGAACCACUAUAGUCACGUUGACUAUUUUAAUGUCUUUACUACUUUUCUGGACCAUGAAUGAUGGUAAUUACGUUGCUUUCCAUGGGGGAUUAAAAAAAAGCCUCUUGGAUUUCAUAAAAAAUAUCUUAACUUGUGUUCUGAAGAUGAACAAAGGUCUUACGGAUGUGGAACGACAUGAGAGUGAGUACUUAAUGAUAGAAAUUUCAUUUUGGGGUGAAAUAACACUUUAAAUGAGACGCAUUAUGUUUGGAGAAAGGACUGCAUUCCAGCAUAAGAGCCUUAUCCCAUCUGUGAACGUGGUGGUAGUAUUAUGAUUUGGGUCUGUUUUGCUGCAUCUGUGCCCGGCGAGCUUGCCAUCAUUGAUUCUAAAUUAUCCUGGCAAAUUCUAAAGGAAAAUGUUAGGACAUCUGUCCGUGAACUGAAUCUCAAGAGAAAGUAGGUCAUGCAGAAAGACAACGACCCUAAGCACACAAGGCUUUCUACCAAAGAAGGGUUAAAGAUGAACAAAGUUAGUGUUUUGAAAUGGCUAAGUCAAAGUCCUCACCUUAAUCCAAUUAAAAUGAUGUGGAAGGACCAAAACCAAGCAGUUUAUGUGACUCACCUACAUCAGAGAGUUGAAACUGUUCUGUACUGAGUAAUUGGAUAAAAUUCCAUUGUGCAGAAUUGAUCAGCAGUCACCGCAAAUGUUUAGUUGUAGUUAAGGGAGUCAUACCAGACAAUGAAAGCAAAAGUUCACAUAAUUUUGCCACUAACAUAUAUAUAAUACUGGAUUAUUUUUCUCAAUAAAUAAAUGACAAAGUAUAUAUUUUUCAUCUCAUUUGUUUGAUUGGGUUCUCUUUGUCACUUUUAGGACUUCUGAUGAUGUUUUGGGUCAUAUUUAUGCAGAAAUAUAGGAAACACUUCUGAAGUGCAAUGGCAUUUUUUUUAGUUCACUUUUUACGCAUACGCGAGGGUCAGCGUACUGUGUGUGUGACGCGAAUUUUGUCAUCAGAAGAGUACGUGCACCACCGGAUUUUUGUAACCGCGCGUGCUUUGUACACGCAGGUCGCACAUGCGCUUUUAAUUGAUUUUUCAGUAAUUUGUUUAUCCACAAGGUGCCAACUGUGCCCUGGGGGUGUUGAUUCACAAUCAAAGAAAAACUGCAUAAACAGAACAGACCAGAAUGCAUGCAAGCUACAGCGACGAUAGAUUGUGCGAAGAGAUUUGAUGCUGCAAAAUUUUUUGAAAACUCACAAAGCCAACAUGAAGAAGGAAGUCGAACAUAUUUUUGAGGGCAAGAAAGAAAAUGACAUGCAUCUGAAUGAUGUUUACACAGAGCUGUUUAUCACAGUGGGAGAUAUUAAAGAUGUCAAACAGGAACAUGAGAUUCUGAAGACUGAUGAUGUCAAGACCCGGAAAUCACAGGACAGACCAAUCAAAUGCAUUGAUAUAUUUACUGAAUUGAGGAAAAACAAUGAGAAAAAGAUUGUGCUGACUAAGGGCAUCUCUGGCAUUGGGAAAACUGUCUCUGUGCAUAAGUUCAUUCUGGACUGGGCAGAAGGUAAUGCCAAUCAGGAUAUAGACUGUGUGUUCCUACUUCCAUUCGGUGAGAUUAACAUGAUUAAAGACAAAGAGGUCAAUCUCCACAAGUUUCUGCUUAACUUUUAUCCUAAACUGAAGGACUUAGAGAAAUCAAAGUUAUAUAAGGAAUAUAAUCUAGCAUUUAUAUUUGAUGGACUUGAUGAGAGUAACUUAUCACUGAAUUUUAAAAGUGAAAAUCUGUCGAGUGUUGAGGAAAAAUCCUCUGUAGAUGUGCUGUUUACAAGUCUGGUGAAAGGGAAACUGCUUCCAUCAGCUCUCGUCUGGGUGACUUCACGACCAGCAGCAGCUAAUCAAAUCCCUCCUAAAUAUGUAGGUUUGUUCACAGAGGUAAAAGGAUUCACUGACGGACAGAAGGAGGACUACUUCAGAAAGAGAAUCACAGAUAAGACUCGGGCCUCCAGAAUAAUCUCGCACAUCAAGACAUCUCGUAGUCUCUACAUCAUGUGCCACAUUCCAGUGUUCUGUUGGAUCACGGCCACAGUACUUGAGAAUUUUCUCAUUGAGAACAAUGCAGAGAACAUCAAUGCAACACUCACUGAAAUGUACAUUCACUUCCUUCUAAUACAGCUGAACACAAAGAACCAAAAGUAUGAUGAAAAAGAAGAAAGAGAAUGUGAAAAACACUUAGAAUUAAAUAGAGAAAUUAUUUUAAAGUUAGCAAAGUUAGCAUUUAAACAGCUGAAGAAUGAAAACGUUCUGUUCAAAGAGGGUGAUCUGAAAGAAUGUGGUAUUGAUGUGAAUGGCAGCUCUGAGUUUACAGGAAUGAUUGUUGAGAUUUUUAAGAAGGAAGAUGGACUUCAUGAGAGGAAGGUCUUCUGCUUUGUGCAUCGGAGUAUUCAAGAAUUCCUUGCUGCUGUGUAUGUGUUCUUCUGCUACCUCAAAAAGGACAUUCAGGAGCUUAGUUUUUUUUUUGAAGAUCCGCAACAAAGGGCCAGGCAUAAGCUUCUGUUUUUUUUUAGAAAGAUCUUCAAAAAAGUCCAAUUGCAUGACUUAAUGAAGAGGGCCAUUGAUAAAGCAAUGCAGAGUCAGAGAGGACAUUUGGACCUUUUCCUGCGGUUUCUAAUGGGCAUUUCACAGGAAUCCAGUCAGAACCUGCUCGAAGGGCUGUUCACACACACUAAAGACACCACAAAAAGCAUCAUAAAAAUAAGUGCACACAUUAAACAAUUACAAAAUGAGUCUGUCCAAGAUGAAGCUUCAGUCAACCUAUUUUUCUGCUUACUUGAGCUCAAGGAUAAUUCAUUACAUGAUGAAAUCCAGAAAUACCUCAGUUCAGAUGAACAUCCAGCAAGAGAACUCUCAUCUGCAAUGUGCUCAGUGCUGGUCUACAUAAUGCUGAUGUCAGAUAUGGUGUUUGAUGAGUUCAACCCCAAGAAGUUCACAUCACCAGCAUACUACAUAAAUCUUGUCCCAGCUGUGAGAUGCUGCAGAAAAGCCCUAUUUGAUGGCUGUGGUCUCUCAGAUCGAGAUUGUGAAAUUUUGUCUUCAGCUCUCCAGUCAUCAAACUCCCAUCUGACAGAGCUGGACCUGAGUAACAAUGACCUGAUGGAUUCAGGAGUAAAGCUGCUCUCUGCUGGACUGACCAACUGUCAGUUGAAUAUACUGAGAAUGGCAGGGUGUAGAUUGACUGGUCAGUGCUGUGAAAGUUUGUCUUUAACUCUACAAUCGUCAAACUCCUCCCUAAAAGUCCUGGACCUGAGUAACAAUGACCUACAGGAUUCUGGAAUAAAGUUGCUCUCUGUUGGACUGAAGAAUUCACACUGUCAACUGAACAUACUGAGAUUGGUCAUCUGUAAUCUCACUGCUCAGUGCUGUGAAAGCAUGUCUUCAGCUCUACAAUCAUCAAACUCCUGUCUGAGAGAGCUGGAUCUGAGUAACAAUGACCUGCAGGAUUCAGGAGUAAAGCUUCUCUCUGCUGCAUUGGAGAGUCCACACUGUCAACUGAACAUAUUAAGGUUGUCUGGCUGUAUGGUGACAGAGGAAGGCUGUCGUUACGUGUCUUCAGCUAUGAGUUCAAACCUGAACUCAUACCUGAGAGAGCUGGAUUUGAGCUACAAUCACCCAGGAGAAUCAGGAGUCAAGCUACUCUCUGAUAGACUAGACAAAAUCAAUGUGGAUCAUGGAGGAGAGUUCAGGAUUACAGCAGGACUACACAAAUAUGCCUGUGAUCUCACACUGGAUCCAAAUACAGCAAACCCCUUUCUCAUUCUGUCUGAGGAGAACAGAAAAGUGACACACGUGAGAGAGAAACAGCUGUAUCCUGAUCAUCCAGAGAGAUUUGAUUAUCAUCUUCAGGUUCUGUGUACAGAGAGUCUGUCUGGACGCUGUUACUGGGAGGCUGAAUGGAGUAGAGAUGCUGAUAUAUCAGUGACAUAUAAAGGAAUCAGCAGGAAAGAAGACAGUGAUGAUUGUGAAUUUGGAUUAAAUAAAAACUCCUGGAGUCUGUUCUGCUCUAAUGACGCAUUCACUGUCUGUCACAAUGAUAUGUUUACUGACACAUGUGUCCCUUCAGGCUUCUGUAAGAGAGUAGGAGUUUAUGUGGACACGUCAGCCGGCACUCUGUCCUUUUAUGGCAUUUCUGACACACACACACUCACACACUUGCACACAUUCACCUCCACAUUCACUGAGUCACUCUAUGCUGGAUUUAGGUUGUUGUCUUAUGACUCCUCAGUGUCUCUGUGUCAAAUUAAAAAUCCUGUGAGCAACAAAAGAGACAUCACAAACCCACCCAACUGAAAGAAAUACUUUCACUUUAUAUAUUGUAGUGCUGCCAGUUACUCAGCAUAUAUUGCGCCUGGAUGAGCUCUGACUGGGUGUGUGUGUCCAUUUAUUUGCACAGACUGUGUAAUUAUGUGAAAUUGAUUUGGUGUGGGGUUUUUUUUAGUUAAAGGUCCAGAAUUGUAUGCAAUAUCACAAGCUGUGUACGUAUGUUCAGUGGCCAGAUUGAUGGCUGGCCCACCCAAUCAAAGCUGCCAGAAUAUAGCCUAUAUUCUGGAAAUAAAAUGAAAUGAGCAAAAAAAAUCA